GUUGCUGAUAAGCAAUGAACCCUUUAAAAGGCUGCGCCCCCAGGUCUCAUCAGAGACACGGAGAGACACAGAGAGAUAGAGAGAGAGAUAGACAGAGAGGAGAGAACCUGCCUGAGCCUCUCUCUGCCUACACCAAUGCUUACUGCCUGGGAUUUCCCGGAGCUAGCCCAGGGCCGGCUAGCCCGCUGUAGGAUGGGGCGAGCGGUCUGCUGGCUGCUGCUCCUGACCCAGCUGAUGCUGGCCUGGGGGCCGCAGGCACAGCCGCUCGCUUCCCCGGACUCGAGCCCGCACCUGGACUCGGGCUGGGAACAGACGAUCCGCUUCCUGUACCUGUACACGGAGCAGAGCAAGAGUAACGCCGGCAGCUGGCACCUAGUGAUGAACCCGGACGGCACAGUGGGCAGCAGCGGGGAGCGCAGUGCGUACAGUCUCCUGGAGAUGAGGGCGGUGGCGCCGGGGGUGGUGGCUAUCAAAGGCUACCUGAGCGGGCGCUACCUGUGCAUGGAGAGGGAGGGCAGGUUGCUCGGCUCGCUGACCUAUAAUGAAGCUGACUGUUCAUUUAGGGAGCGCCUGGUGUCUGGCUCCUACAACUUGUACUGGUCGGAAAAGUACGGAGCUGCUGUGUCCCUGAGCAACAGAAGGCAACGAGGCUACAUAAGAGGCAGGGCAUUCCCCCCUCUCUCUCAGUUCCUGCCCAUCCGGAACACACAACCUCUCCCCCCAGUCCCUGCUGAUCAGUCCAGGGACACCCCUGAACUUGACUCGCCGCCGUCUUCAGUGAUUCAGAUCAACAGCAUGGACCCUUUGGACUUCACUUACGAAGCCACAUGAACGAGGUUUAUUUCAGACCCGUGAUUGCACUGCACUUUUCCUUUGGACUGAAUUGUUUUGUCCUCAGCUCUUUUGCUGUGCUGAAGAGGUGGCAGUGUUUGAUUGUGAGACUUUCUCCGUCUCUCAGGAUUAAAAAAAGACAGUUUGAAUGCCAACUUGAAGGAAUUCAUUCUCAUUAUGAAUAUUUAACUGCAAAGCAAGCGAAAUGCUGACUGAGUGUAGUUGGGGCAGCAUUAGGAGCAAUGUAAUAGAUUUGUGUAAAAUGCAACUCUACUGGGAGAAGAGAUUCAGGACAUAGUGUGGAAUCCUGUUGUAUUAUAAGAAAUAGAAGGUUCAGUGUAAGGCCAGAUAGAAUAUGGAGAAAGUAGCGUUCACCCUAUUGUAAGAUUUAGGAUAAAGAGUUAAUAGCAUAAACCUCCAUUCUAUUGAGAGUAGAGGGAUUGGUGUAUUCUGUACCUGUAUUGUGAAAUUCAGGACGAAAGAUACAAAAUAGGAAGAACAAUUAUAGUUUCAGUUGAAUAGGAAGGGUUUAGAGGGACAUGCUGGCAAACGAGAUGAGAUUAAUUUAGGAUAUCUGGUCAGCAUGAAUGAAUUGGACUGAAGGGUCUGUUUCCAUGCUGUACACCUCUAUGAAUCCAUGACUGUAUGUCCUAUGAGAGAGGAUAGACGGCAGUUUAAACCAUCUCUUUUUUUUUAAGAAAGGAGUUCAGAGAUGAAGUUUCAAUCUUACACCUGAGGAGCUGGGCUGCAGUUAAACCCUGAUAGAAUAGGGUUGGGAGGUGAAAAAUCUUUCAGUUAAUCACUGAGCUUGGUUCAAAUUGAAGAGGACAAUUUAAACCCAUGAUUUGGAGACCUCGGUGUUGGACUGGGAUGUACAAAGUUAAAAAUCAUACAACACUAGGUUAUA
Molecule: messenger RNA, 1738 nt
Organism: Chiloscyllium plagiosum (whitespotted bambooshark)
Lineage: Eukaryota; Metazoa; Chordata; Chondrichthyes; Orectolobiformes; Hemiscylliidae
Gene: fgf19
Product: fibroblast growth factor 19
Molecular function (GO): growth factor activity
Source: RefSeq, a predicted model, not a curated record